AUGAAUGGAACAGUUGUCAUCACCGGAGCUAAUGGCUCCCUGGCCCUUGGAUUUGUCGAAUCUUUCUUAUUCGAAUACCCUCAGCAUACCUUGAUAGCCACCGUUCGAAACCAGUCUCCAGAAAAAGACCCUAACACCGCCAAGCUUCUACGCCUGGUUGACAAGUACCCGAAAGCCAAUUUUCACUUGGAAGCUCUUGACCUCGGCCGUCUAGCUACCGUUAGGUCCUUUGCUGAGAAGCUAUCAGCCCGGGUUGCCUCAAAGGAGCUUCCUCGGAUCACAGCGAUUGUCUGUAAUGCCUGCGCAUGGUCGCUCGAGUCGGGGCAGAAGUUUACGUUGGAUAAUUACGAGGCUACCUUCCAAGUCUGUCACCUAUCUCAUUACUUGUUGGUCCUGAAGCUGCUCGGUAGCAUGGAUACCACAUCCGGACGUAUAGUCAUGCUCGGAUCCAUCACUCAUUACGCCGAUAAACCGAACCCCUUGUCUUCGCUUGGACCAUGCUUCCCUGACAAAUUUGAAGAACUGGUCAAGCCAACGUUAGACCCUACGAAUCUUGUCCAUGAUCGUGGAUUCCAGAGAUACGCGACAGCUAAACUUGCAAACGUGACGUUUGCAAAUGACCUCAACGAGCGACUCCAGAAAGAUCCCAAUCUGUCACACAUUACCGUAACGGCCAUGGACCCCGGUGGUCUUCCUUCGUCAAGAGCUCAAGCGGGGCAGAAGAAAUCUACCAGGGCUCUGAUGGGAACAAUAAACUUUCUCAUGCCGGUCCUCAAACAUUGUACUACAGUAUUCCGCACUACGGAGGAUGCUGGUCGCGACCUGGCCGCUGUGAGCGCUGAUCCCGCAUUUAGGGGGAAAAGGGGAUACUAUGUCGGCCAAAAUAUAGGCUCUGCAGCGCCAGUUAGCCAAGAUCCUGACAUGCAGAAGAAGCUCUGGGAGUGCUGCUGGGGGUGGGCAGGCCUAACACCCGCGGAGACUGUUCUUCAAAAUACCCUAUAA
Penicillium cosmopolitanum is the source of this 1002-nucleotide messenger RNA. RefSeq lists its product as uncharacterized. Gene Ontology annotation, molecular function: 3-beta-hydroxysteroid 3-dehydrogenase (NADP+) activity. The transcript has 2 exons. Bases 1 to 1002 code for a protein of 333 amino acids. The record is from RefSeq and is a predicted model, not a curated record. NCBI's taxonomy places the organism in Eukaryota, Fungi, Ascomycota, Eurotiomycetes, Eurotiales, Aspergillaceae. Gene Ontology annotation, cellular component: lipid droplet; mitochondrial outer membrane; endoplasmic reticulum membrane.